AUGUCAGCUCAGGAUUCCUCUCUGCGUGAGACCAACUGGCCCACUCUGGCCAGCUACGUCUCUACACACAACGACACUUAUCCUUUCAUCGAUCCGUUGAAAGCCGACCUAACAGGCAAAUCAGUCUUCAUCACUGGCGCCUCCAAAGGGAUCGGAAAAGCGACCGCGAUUCGCUUCGCCAUGGCAGGCUGUUCCAAAAUCAUCCUCGCCGCCCGCUCUGGCAUGGCGGAUGUUGAAGCGGCUGUCAUAGAUGCUGCCAAGAAGGUCAAUCGGCCCCGACCUCUCAUUCAUUCCGUCAAGCUGGAUAUCACAUCAGAGGAGUCCGUGAAAGCUGCUGCAGAAACAGCGCAGGAGAUACUCGAUGGCAGCCUAGACAUCGUGAUCAACAACGCAGGCUGUCUUGAGGAGUGGAAGCCCAUCGCUGAGUCUGACCCGUCGGAGUGGUGGUGGACCUGGGAGGUCACCAUGAAGGGCACUUACCUCUCUGCCCGUUAUUUUAUCCCACUGCUUCUCAAAUCAUCAACCAAAACUAUCAUCAAUAUCAGCAGUGUCGGCGCACAAAUCAUCGUUCCCGGGGCGUCAGCAUACCAGACGAGCAAGUUCGCUCUGUGCCGAUUUACUGAGUUCAUCGACAAGGAAUAUUACGAGCAGGGAUUGGUCGCCAUAUCGAUUCAUCCGGGCGGGAUCAAAACUGAGCUGGCUUUGAACAUGCCCCCUGCGAUGCAUUCUCAUUUAAAUGAUACGGCGGAGUUGGCUGCUGACACGAUGGUUUGGUUAUCUUGUGAGAGGCGGGACUGGCUGUCGGGGCGAUUUAUUACGGUCAAUUGGGAUAUGGAGGAACUUGAGAAGAAGAAGAAGGACAUCCUUGAAGGAAACUUGUUUAAGUUCCGUAUGAAGAUCUAA
Messenger RNA from Fusarium musae, 903 nucleotides. RefSeq lists its product as uncharacterized. Lineage: Eukaryota; Fungi; Ascomycota; Sordariomycetes; Hypocreales; Nectriaceae. The transcript has a single exon. Gene Ontology annotation, molecular function: oxidoreductase activity. The record is from RefSeq and is a predicted model, not a curated record. The coding region runs from base 1 to 903 and encodes 300 amino acids. Gene Ontology annotation, cellular component: cytosol.